Ilyonectria robusta is the source of this 831-nucleotide messenger RNA. RefSeq lists its product as uncharacterized. The transcript has a single exon. The record is from RefSeq and is a predicted model, not a curated record. The coding region runs from base 1 to 831 and encodes 276 amino acids. Lineage: Eukaryota; Fungi; Ascomycota; Sordariomycetes; Hypocreales; Nectriaceae.
AUGGCGUCCAAUUACGUGCACAAUCAUGGGUUCUCGCCUACCGGAGACAUAGAUACAGAGAACGAAGAGUUAAACCAGGACGUCAGGGGAACCAAAAACGGGACCGUUUCAUGCUUUCCACAUCUCAGCCGCCUUCCAGUCGAGAUUCGAUUGAUGAUCUGGAAGACGGCCUUUGACGCCGUAGAUCCUGCCGUAGUCGUCUGCUCCUUCUCAGAAGGCCGCCACAGAGCUUCAGUCAAUCAUCGGCACGCGAAAGCCAGCCGUCUACCACCUGUAGCGCUGGCAUGUCGUGAGGCGAGGAGGGAGUGGGUCCGGUGUACGCGGUCGUGCAGGUCUCCGGGUAGGAUGCCCGAACGUGUUUAUGUCCCCCGAACGGUGUUUCUCGUUCCCGCGGCCACAGUAGUCAGCUCCCGAUUAAGGGGACUCAGUCUAUCUAUAACGCACAUCGCCAUCGAUAUUGCCGAUAGUCCCGACGUGUUCCUGAUUUUUGAAGCGCUCGCCCGUUUCCCUCGGCUGAAGACCAUCAUCAUCGUCAUACCAUCGGGCGCCGUCGACGAGACUCAGGUUGUCGAAUGGCAACAAAGGCUAAGGGAAGACUUACAUGUUCUGCAAAAAAUUGGCGCUUUAGCAGAUGGUCUAUCGAGCGACGGCGAGUGGCACAAAGGGACAUAUCUUGGAUGGCUGUUCCGCAAUUACUUGGAAGGCCCACAGGUGAGGGCAUUUUAUGCGCGGGAUAACAGUCCCCGUGUCAAGCUCUUUAUUGACCGGUCAAGAUGGUCUCAAUCAAUCGGUGGAAACUUUGAGCAACCAUGGUCUCUCUUUCUUUCUUAA